CUUUGACCUGACCGGUAAAAUGGAAAACAAAUAUAAUGUCUUGUCUAUUUUCCUAUUUAUGUGGAUAAUACAGGUCUUUCAAGCAACAGCAUCGAAACCAUGCGUGCCGAGAAAUUAUGGGAAAGGAUCAUAUGUUUGUGUUUGCAACUCCACCUAUUGUGACACAGUGGAACCAAAUAUCAAGGUCCAGAAAGGCUCUUAUUCAAUCUACGUCUCAAGCAAGGCAGGAGAUCGCUUCAAAAGAAAUUCUAACACUUUUAAAAGUUCACUCAAUAGCUCAGAUGAUGUCGUAUUUACCGUGUUUAAGAAUCACACAUUCCAACGUAUUCUGGGAUUCGGAGGAGCAUUUACUGAUGCAGCUGGGAUCAACAUUGCCAGUUUGAGUGCAGAUACUCAAACUAAUCUACUCAAGUCAUACUAUAGUCCAGAAGGAAUAGAAUAUAGUCUGGGGAGAGUCCCAAUGGCGUCAUGUGAUUUCUCAACAAGGCCAUAUUCUUAUGAUGAUUCACCAGGAGAUUUUGAUCUGAAGAAUUUCUCAUUGGCUAUGGAAGAUUUGAAAUAUAAGAUACCUUUCAUACAAAAAGCCAUGGCAAUGAGUAGAAGGAAUAUACCCAUAUUUGGUAGUCCAUGGAGUGCCCCUGCUUGGAUGAAGACCAAUCAAAACAUGACGGGAAAGGGAACUCUAAUUGGAAGUCCGGGUGGAAAAUACUACAAAACUUGGGCCAAUUAUUUCAUCAAGUUUAUGGCUGCUUACGAGUCACACAAUAUAUCAAUGUGGGGUUUAACAGCUCAAAAUGAGCCCACUGAUGGUAAUAUUGAUCGAUUUUCAUUCCAAGCUAUGGGCUGGUCAGCCGAGAGCCAGCGAGACUUUAUAGCAAGUGACCUUGGACCGGCACUUGCGAAUAGCAAAUACAACGACGUUAAGUUGAUGAUUAUGGAUGAUCAGAGACUUUUAUUGCCUCGUUGGGCUGAAAUAAUUCUUCAGUUCCCGGAAGCUGCAAAGUACGUGUCUGGGGUCGGAGUCCACUGGUAUACAGAUUUUAUUGUACCAAUUAUCGGAGUUGACAAGACACAUGAAUCAUUUCCGGAUAAAUUUAUUUUAUCAACAGAGGCAUGUGAAGGUUCAUUACCAUUCGAAAGCCGGAGCCCACAGUUAGGAAGCUGGGAUAGGGGAGAGAGUUAUGCUCAUUCAAUAAUAGAGGAUCUCAAUCAUUGGAUUGUUGGAUGGACCGACUGGAACAUCGCUCUAGAUUUACAGGGUGGACCAAAUUGGGUGAAAAACUUUGUAGACAGUCCAAUUAUUGUCAAUGCAGCCAAAGAUGAAUUUUACAAGCAGCCAAUGUAUUAUGUACUUGGCCAUUUUAGUAAAUUCCUCCCAAAUGGAUCCAAGAGAAUUGCAGUGAAGGGGAACAAAAGCACCAAGUUAGAGACGGUUGGUUUCAUGCUCGCUGAUUCUUCUAUAGUAAUGGUUGUCUCUAAUAGGGAAGAUGAUGCUAUUGGAUAUCAUAUAUAUGACCCUACUAUAGGAUAUAUAAACCUAGUGGCUGAGCCACAUUCCAUUCAGACAAUUAUCUGGUGGAGUUCGUAAACAAACAAGUGGUGACAUUUUGCAUGUAAAUGCCUUGUUUGUGGCUGUUGGCAUUCAGUUUGUGUA
Molecule: messenger RNA, 1654 nt
Organism: Owenia fusiformis
Lineage: Eukaryota; Metazoa; Annelida; Polychaeta; Sabellida; Oweniidae
Source: the annotation of a GenBank genome assembly